Sungouiella intermedia is the source of this 1632-nucleotide messenger RNA. NCBI's taxonomy places the organism in Eukaryota, Fungi, Ascomycota, Pichiomycetes, Serinales, Metschnikowiaceae. The record is from the annotation of a GenBank genome assembly.
AUGUCCAGCGAAGAAAAAUACAGCGAAGAAGAAUAUAACGAUGAAGUGCCCACCUUCUUGGGCUUCAAAGGUAAUCAUUUAAAUGCUGCCGUCACCGUUAUGUGUGGUGUGGGCUUCCUUUUAUUUGGUUAUGAUCAAGGUGUCAUGGGGUCGCUUUUGACCUUGGAUUCAUUUAGAGGAACUUUCCCUAAGAUCAAUACCCAGCUUCAUCCAGAGAACUCCACAUUGCAAGGUGCAGUGAUUGCCUUAUACGAGGUGGGUUGCUUAAUUUCUGCAUUGUCCACCAUGUAUUUGGGAGACCACUUUGGAAGAUUGAAGCUUAUCUUCACGGGCUGUUUGAUAAUGAUAAUUGGCGGUGCUUUGCAGGCUGGUUCUACGAAUGUUACCUUUUUGGUGAUUGCCAGAAUUUUUUCUGGUUUAGGAAAUGGUCUCCUUACCUCCACUGUGCCAUUGUACGCUGCUGAGUGCUCCAAGGCUCAUAGCAGAGGUCGUUUGUUAUGUAUCCAUGGCUCAUUGAUUACCUUAGGUAUCUGCAUUUCUUACUGGGUUGAUUUUGCCUUCUACUUUACUGAAAAGUAUGGUGAAGUAUCAUGGAGAUUUCCUGUCGCUUUUCAGUGUGUUUUCCCUUUGUCUAUCAUUGGUUUUAUUUUCAAAUUGCCUGAAUCCCCCAGAUGGUUGAUGGGUAAAGGAAGAGUUGAAGAGGCAAGGGUGGUGUUCGCCGCACUUUAUGACCUUCCAGUGAACCAUCCUGUUGUUGAAGAACAGGUGAUGGAAAUUCAAGAGUCCUUAGCAAUAGAAGAACGUGCUGGGGCAAACAAAUUCAGUGUCAAAGCGUUACUCAAGCAAGGAGAAAAGAAGAAUUUUCAAAGAGUCAACUUGGCCGGCUGGUCGCAGGUGAUGCAGCAGAUCUGUGGAAUAAAUCUAAUCACAUACUACGCUGGAACUAUAUACGAGACUAACAUAGGAAUGUCUCCGUUCAAUUCUCGAGUUUUGGCUGCUUGCAAUGGUACGGAGUACUUUUUGGCGUCUCUCAUUCCCAUUUUCAUUAUUGAAAAGGUUGGCAGAAGACCUCUUUUCCUCUUUGGCACCACUGGUCAAUUCUUAACCAUGCUUUUCCUUUUUGUUUCCAUGGAAAUGGCAGAAAAGGGACAUAAGGGUGCUGCUGUGGGUGCGGCGGUGUUGCUAUUCAUCUUUAACACCUUCUUUGGUGUAUCACUUUUAUCCCUUACAUGGUUGUAUCCACCUGAGAUCUCAUCUUUAGAAGUCAGAGCACCUACCACUGCUAUUUCCACCGCCUGUAAUUGGGGUUUCAAUUUCAUGGUGGUGAUGAUCACUCCUGUCUGCUUUGAAAGAAUUAAGCAUCACACUUAUCUUAUCUUUGCUGGCAUUAACUUCUUGAUGAUUCCUGUGUUCUUCUUCUUGUAUCCAGAGACCAAGGGUCGGACAUUGGAGGAGAUGGAUUUGAUUUUCGCCAAAACACCAGAAUGGCAGCCAUGGAAGUCGGUCAAAAUUGCCAGAGAAAUGCCAUUUGCACAUUCUGGACUUGUCGGAGAUGUGAGUAAGUACAAGCCUACAUCUGAGCAUUAUGAGGAUGCUAUCUUGGAGAACCUGUCUACUUUCAGCAUGGAGUGA